AGCAGCAUACACAGAACCUCCUGCUACAAUCUUAUACUCGUUAGCAUCUUUAUUACUGAAACAGACAGCUCUCAUUCAGACUUCAAGAUGAAGUGCAGAAUCUUCUGUGUGGUUGUGCUUCUGGCCUUCUUCACCGUUAGUGAAGUGCAUAUUGCAGGGAUGAGUCUGCGUGGCCUGGGUGUGGAACCACGCUGUCGCUGCAGUGGGACAGAACGUCGCCGCAUCGGCAAACUGAUCGAGAGCAUCGAGCUCUUUCCUCCCAACCCUCACUGCAAAGAUACUGAGAUAAUAGCCACAUUAAAGAGCACCGGACAAGAGAUCUGCCUGGACAUCACAGCUCCAUGGGUGCAGAAGAUCGUUGAGAAGAUUAUGGCUAAUAAAGCGCCCUGAACAUCGCACACUGUAUUCUCUCCUGGACCUCUGCUUCUGCUGGGAGACCAGUCAACUCUAUCUAUCAAAACAUCUUUUCUGGCUGGGCCAUACGUUAUGGACUUUAUGGACAGAUCUUUACAGACAGAAUUUCUGACUGCAACUUUAUUAUUUAUCUCAGUAUUUAUCUAUUUAUAUGUCGACGUGAUAUUUAUAACAAUUGUAUUUUUUAUUGACUGUAUUUUUUUUUUCUAAUUUGUACAAAAAUAAAGUGCCUUUUUUA
Molecule: messenger RNA, 652 nt
Organism: Electrophorus electricus (electric eel)
Lineage: Eukaryota; Metazoa; Chordata; Actinopteri; Gymnotiformes; Gymnotidae
Gene: cxcl8a
Product: chemokine (C-X-C motif) ligand 8a
Biological process (GO): defense response; chemotaxis; immune response
Cellular component (GO): extracellular region
Molecular function (GO): chemokine activity
Source: RefSeq, a predicted model, not a curated record